AUGAAGUCGCUCAGUGUAUUUCUCACAUUCUGCACCCUUCUGAGCCUGAGCCGAGCCAACCACCUGUUCAACGGCAGCAAGGACGAUGGCCUCUGCGAGCAUGUGAGGGAGCAUAGCCAAGACAGCCACAUUGGAGAGUUUGUCCCACAGUGCAACGACGACGGGAAUUUUCUCCCGCAGCAGUGCUCAGGGUCGACUGGGUACUGCUGGUGCGUCAAUGUCUUCACCGGAGAGGAGAUACCAGACACGAAGACACCACCAGGGAGCACACCUGUUGACUGUGAUAUUUUUUGUCUAGACGAUGAAUUCUACUGUCCCAAGGGCUGGACCCGGUUUGGCAAACAGUGUUUCAUCUUCAUCGACAGCGAGAAGACAUGGCCUGAAGCCGAGAGUUACUGUCUGUUUGAAGACGCCAACCUGGCAUCAAUCCACAGCGCUGAGGAGAAUCACUUCGUCCAGGCUUUGACCAGAGGAGACUCCCACGAGUUCCCUGAAACCUGGAUCGGUGGCUUUGAUGCCAUACCUGAUGCUUUUUGGAUGUGGAGUGAUGGCUCCAAAUUUAACUAUGAGAACUGGGCCGAGGAGGAUGAAAAGGAGGAAAAUGAGCACUGUCUGAAGAUGAAUUAUGAAGAAGAUUUGAAGUGGGAACCUGAGUCAUGCAAUGAUACACUUCCAUUUGUUUGUGCCAAGAGGAUCUGAACUCAGACCCACCAAUCAAAAACCAUCUGACAUGGACGCAACUGACAGGGUCCACAUGUUGGAUCCAACAGUUGGAGUAAUGUUUUCUCUCCAAAAUCUGUUCUUGUCCUUGUUUUCUGUCCUUGUCUUUCAUUAAUGGAUGUGAUACACAUGUCGCUUUUUGAAAUAAGUUUUGUUUGCAAACUGUGUCAACCCAAGAUAUGGUUCUGGUCUGGCUAAUCCAACUGCACUGAUUCAGUCCAGAUCCAUCCAUCUGAAUUCACUGUUGGCCUUGUGCCACUUGUGUCAUAUCUGGGUAAGCAUAUAUCAAUAAAACUAUGCAUUAGAAAAUGUGAUUUUUUUUUUAUUUAUUGCUUCAAUGAAAUAUUGCACAACACUUAACAGUGAAAGAGUGAAGGUUUGUGUCACAAAAUAAGGGAAUUUUAAAUUUCUACAUAUGUGUAAAAAUAUUCUUCCUCCAGAUUUAUGUGUGUCAAUUCAACAAUGGACCUUUUUUUUGUUGUACCAAUGCAAAGUUACUAUGUAAAUAAGUAUACUAAACACACAAGUUUAACAUAAUUAUUUCCUUCCCUCCAUUAAUUUAGUUAAAACUAAAAUUUCACCCUGACACCUGGCUAUCUGUAAGAGAGUAUAUACAUAUAAACGAGAUAAUAACAAGGGGAAAACAGAUUUAAAAGUAAGAUGAUUUCUGUCCACACACUGUCAUUGUGGGGGACACAAUUCUCUAUCAAUCAGAUAAGGGGAACACUUUGAUGUUCACACACCCACUUUGUGGGGACACGGUACUGUUGACAACCUAGAUGGGAUUAAAGUUUAAUUUCUUGCCUACAGCCUUUAACUUAGUUAUAUAUAUAUAUAUUAUAUAUAUAUCAUAUAUAUGAUAUGUAUAUUGGGGUAAGAGUUCAGAAAGUAAAUAUAAAUAUAUAAUAAUAAAUAUUGUCUAAUAGAGUCACUAAUAGAGUAGUAAAAGUUUGUGUUUGUGCGUUAAGGCUGAUGAUUUCCUAAUGCAGCACCAUGCACCCUUUUGGCCUCAAACAAACAAUCACUUGCUCAAUCGUCCUAAUUUCCCGACACCAAUGGCCUCAAUGCUAAAUAUUUCUCUAGUGUGUGAAUGUACCUGCUUUAAACAAUAUCUUUAAGGGAAAAUAAUAAAUUAAGCAAAACAAAGUGUUCAAAAUCUCCAAAUGAUGCCAUCAUACUUACAAUCACUUUGUCAAUAAUAAACUAUAGAUAAUUGUAGUGACUUGGUAUUUUAAGAACCUCUUCACCUGUGAGAUUCAGUAUAUAUGGUCUGACUAUUAAGGUUAGUGUUAGCUAACUACUUCAUAAACCCAUUGAAGACAUGUCGUCAGUAUGCUGAAUCCCUGUUAAGAAAUAACCGAUUAAAAUGUUUCAAUAAUCAACUGUUAUAAACCAGAAAAAAGGUUUGAAGCUAUUCUGCAACCACUGGGUUUGUUAAACCAUCUCAAAAUGAAAAAAAAAUGUUAAAACUGGAAACUGCUUACACAUAUGCUCAACCAAUUCUCAUUUAUCAGUAAACUCUUCAGUCCUUUUGCCCUUUUGUUCCUUCACAAACUCCAGAUUGACUGUGUACAGCAGUGAUUCAGGUUGGGUAAACUGUCCCAGCAGCUAUUGAACAAUUUUAGCAGAUCAAUAAAAGUGGGGGAGGACGCCCACUCACACAGAGACAGAUAAAUACCUGGUCAGGAAGAGAUUUCAGGAACAGAAAGAGUAGUGAAGGCACACUGUGGACGGUGGCUGCCGAGAAUUUGAGAAGAGUAACUUUAUUAGUGGACAAUGAGGACGCUGCUUGUGCUGUAUCUGUGUGUGUACGUCGUAUGGGCCCAGGGUAAUCUGGAAUUUGACGACGACGACGACGAUGACGACGACUCGG
Molecule: messenger RNA, 2593 nt
Organism: Micropterus salmoides (largemouth bass)
Lineage: Eukaryota; Metazoa; Chordata; Actinopteri; Centrarchiformes; Centrarchidae
Product: galactose-specific lectin nattectin-like
Exons: 5
Coding region: 1-699 (232 amino acids)
Molecular function (GO): signaling receptor activity
Source: RefSeq, a predicted model, not a curated record